Messenger RNA from Lagopus muta (rock ptarmigan), 1341 nucleotides. RefSeq names its product CD164 molecule (gene CD164). Lineage: Eukaryota; Metazoa; Chordata; Aves; Galliformes; Phasianidae. The coding region runs from base 143 to 799 and encodes 218 amino acids. The transcript has 6 exons. Gene Ontology annotation, cellular component: endosome; lysosome. The record is from RefSeq and is a predicted model, not a curated record.
GGCGGGGCCGGGGCCGGCUCCCUGGGGUGCCGCCCACGUGACGCGGCGGCGCUCGGAGGGUGCGCGGCGGCGGGCGGGAGCGGUUCGGGUAGAGGGGAAGCGCCGACGGGCGGGAGUUGCCGUUCCUCGCUGUGCCGCCGCCAUGGGCCGGAGAACCGCGCUGCCGCUGGCCGUCCUUUGCCUCGCUUCAGCGCUCUGCGGGCUGGCGGUUGAGAGCAGUUGGAUGCAAGCGCGUAGCGACGAUACCGCCGCGGCGGCCGUGGACAUCUGUGGAAACAUUUCUACGUGUAGUUCGUGUAUUGGUAAUGAGACACAUGAAACAGGCUGCGAGUGGAUCAGAUGUAAUGAUUCGCAAAUGUGUGUAAAUGGAACAGAAACAACUUCUGAAGCGUAUAAGAACUGUACAAUUGAAAAACAAUGUUCAACUCCUACAUCUGUUCCUUUUUCUAAUACUACUACGCUGCCUUCCAAUACUACAGCAUCACCUUCCAAUGCUACUACGCCAUCUUCCAAUACCACAUCUGGUUCUGUUACCACAGCUCAUCUUACCACAGCUCCAAACAUCACCAAUACCACUACGCUUGCUCCUGUAUCUACAACUCCCAUUACUUCAGCUGCCAAAACAACCAGUGUUCCAGGUACAAAUGCUACUGUGACUCCUGCACCUUCUUCGCGCAAGUCUACGUUUGAUGCUGCCAGUUUCAUAGGUGGAAUUGUCCUUGUUCUGGGUCUGCAGGCUGUUAUUUUCUUUCUGUACAAAUUCUGCAGGUCGAAAGACCGAAACUACCACACACUUUAGGACCUGUCACUUUAUAAUGGACUAGUAGCUCAAUACCUGUAGUUCACUGAACCAAAAUAUUUUUCUGUUGCUCAUGGAAGACAGCAGUUCAUAAUACCCUUUAAAUCUCUAAAAGAAGACUUGGAAAGAAUAUUUUUGCAACAUUAUACUUGGCAAGAGGUAAUGUGAAUCUCUCCAGCAGGUUUACUUGCAAUAUUCUGCAUGGGUUCUAAUGGCUGUCUUUUCUUUAGUGGCUGCUGCUGUGGGACUUUUUUUGAUAUGCCAAAUGUAGAUAUUUGGAGAUUCAUAUUCAGUGGCAACACUGUCUUGAGUAGAUAAUCUCAUGACUUAUUGUAAAGGCUAAUUUAAUCAACAUUUGAUAAAAGUAUCCCUUCAGUUUUAUCAAGAAGUGAAUUAUUGGUGACUGACUUCAGGGAGUGAAAUACCAUUUGUACUAGCUUGUAACUCGCACAGUGUGCUGCUAGAAAGGUGAGCAAAAUUGUAGAAGUAGAUAAUGUCUUAGUGGAAUCAAAAAACCCAUACAGAUACUUUUUUUUUUUUUU